ACGCUGGUUGCAUGUCGCGCGUGAUAUAAAUAUAUCGUACUUUACCCUCAGUGGUACAGGAAGAAAAAAAAGAAAAUCAUUGUUCUCUAUUUUCGCAAGGUACAGCGCUCUGGAUACUUCAGAAAAUAUUUCAAACUAACAGAUGUCCUCUAUUUUCUUUAGCAUGCUGGAACCACAAGUGGGGCUGAAGCUACAGUGGAAGGCACAAUGGACAUCCCUACUGAAGACAGCACCCUGUCACAGAUUUCACAAGAGCCCCCUGUAGGAGAGGUUGCUUCUACGUCAUUCGCAACACCACUGCAAACACAGGGGCGAGCCAUAGAGACUAGCUUUGAGCUGCUGUGGGACCCUCUCACCACUAUGGAAAUGGAAGUGGAUAGUUGCAGUCCUUCCACGGGACACCUCCCUGUUGAGCUGGUGUCCCAAAUGAGCCAGGUAGUGGCUCCACCAUCACUGAUGAACCUCGUGACACAAAAGGGCACGUCACCAAUUCCCUGUGACUCUCUGGGUGACAUGCAGGCGUUUACCAAGGUAUUCUAUUGCACUUGCUCAGCAGAAAUGAAAUAUGUAAACCUUCAUUUACAUCCAUUAGGCAAUAUGCAGGCUGACUUUCUUCUCCACACUUUACAGGAGAGUUCUAGUUCUGUGAUGGGAGGUGCACCCUCUGUGGAGCAAGUUCAACAGGAAUCCCCCGUGCUAUCACAAGAAUACAUGGAGGAAAAGGAACAGCAUGUUUCUGAACUCCUGUGGGACCGUCUUGUCAGCGUGGACACUGAGGAAGCUGAAGGACCACGAGAGGGCACAAGUGGAUCUGCACUCGAGGAAGACUCAUCCCCUGGUUCUGGAAACCAUGUAAGUCAGGUUGAAGAGGAAAGAUUUACUUCCCUCCCUGGCCCUUCUACAAGUGCGCAAAAGUUAUGGGUAAGCUCAGUCCCGUGUGUAGGUGCUGCAGACACACAGCUGCUAGCAUUACGCAGUCAUUCAUCGUUCGGCAAAAGCCCCGGAUUCUUCUGUCUUGCAUGGUGUGUAAUUUUAGGUUACAGAGCAGGUGCAUAUAGCCGCAUCUGCAUAUAAAUCUA
Molecule: messenger RNA, 1079 nt
Organism: Ornithodoros turicata
Lineage: Eukaryota; Metazoa; Arthropoda; Arachnida; Ixodida; Argasidae
Exons: 12
Coding region: 208-1074 (288 amino acids)
Source: RefSeq, a predicted model, not a curated record